GCGCCAAAUGGCAUUCACGACGAAAGAUAUUAACCCCCACAUUUCAUUUUAAUAUAUUGCAGCAGUUUGUUGAGAUUUUGAUCGAAGAAGGUAAAAACAUGGCCAAGUCUUUGAAAAAUACAGGAGGGACAGUUGUAAAAGAUUUAGUACCGUUUGUUAGUGAACAUACGCUGAAUGCAAUAUGUGAAACUUCUAUGGGCACUUCUCUACGAGGCCUUGGUGCGUUCCAGCAUCGGUAUCGAGAAGCAGUUUAUCGCAUGGGCGAACUUUUUAUUUAUAG
Molecule: messenger RNA, 280 nt
Organism: Temnothorax curvispinosus
Lineage: Eukaryota; Metazoa; Arthropoda; Insecta; Hymenoptera; Formicidae
Product: cytochrome P450 4C1-like
Exons: 2
Molecular function (GO): iron ion binding; monooxygenase activity; oxidoreductase activity, acting on paired donors, with incorporation or reduction of molecular oxygen
Source: RefSeq, a predicted model, not a curated record